Molecule: messenger RNA, 4814 nt
Organism: Osmia lignaria (orchard mason bee)
Lineage: Eukaryota; Metazoa; Arthropoda; Insecta; Hymenoptera; Megachilidae
Gene: vir
Product: VIR_N domain-containing protein
Biological process (GO): mRNA modification
Cellular component (GO): RNA N6-methyladenosine methyltransferase complex
Molecular function (GO): RNA binding
Source: RefSeq, a predicted model, not a curated record
GAUUGCACAGGUAUUAGUCAUUACAAUUUCUCUCAUAACGAAGUAGAACGAAUAGAACCGAAGGGUAAAAUAAUGUAAAUACCAUUUUGAUCUAUCGCUUUUGAAGAAGAUGCUGCUUCAAAAUAUUUUAUACUGAAAUAAACAAAACAUGGAUAACACAGAAUUGUUAUUUUUUGACACUUUUUCACAUGAUAUUUCUGAGGAACUCAAUCUGGAUUUAGUGCAAUUUCCCAAACCUGUGUAUAUCAGUGAAGUUAGAAUUAUUCCAUUAGGUGCUAGAGUACAAGCAGAUUUUCCUGGAGGUGUUCGUUUAGGAGCAACAAAUCCAUCACAAUUUGAAAUUGAGUUUUUUGUAAAUGAUUUAAGUAAACCUGGAGCUUCUACUUUUGAAUCGCUUGGAGAGUUAGAAUAUAAACAAAAUAUUCAUAUUCAGUUAGAAUGUGAGAGAAAACAAAUACCAACAGAUGGUUUAGUAUUAAGAGGCUGGUAUACUACCAUUACCUUAGCUGUAUAUGGAACUUUAACAAAAUCUUUGAAUAACCCACAAGAAAUUAUUAGCUCAGCUGCUGGCUCUGCAGCUUGCGUGACUGGGUUGGAGGAAGUCGUAGAAAAUACUAUCCAAAUUUCAGAACAACAGUCCGAAUGGUAUUAUGAAAAUCAAGCACAGUCAAAUUCAAAUGAAACAUGCGUAGCAGCAACACCCCCGCUUCCUAUACAACCAAUUCAAAUAGUUGAAUCAUCCAGAAAUUCAACAUCAGAUACUGGAAAAACAGAUGUAGGACAUUGGGAAGAAGAUGUUACAAAUAGUACUCUAAAAUCUACAAAACGUCCUUCUUCACCACCUUCCGAGUCUUUAGUAUCGCUAAGUCCUGAAUCAAUAUCGGCUGAAGAAGAGGAAGGAGAACAGGAUGGAGGUGAACAAGAGACAGGAGAACCAUUUGAACCCAUAUUAUCCGAUGAAGACAUAAUGACAGAUGAUAUACCAGCUGCUGCUGAAUACGAAUGUGACAAUGCACAGUUGAAUGACAUCUACUCCUUAAACCCACCUGAUUUAUUGGAGUUAGAUGAAUCAUUGAACAUCGUUGAAGAGUGCCAUAUAAGCAAGGAAAUGUUAGAUAAGAUACACGAGAUAUUACAGUCAUUAUCAAAGUCAGUUUUACACUUUAAUAAUGCAUCAGGUCAAGAAAAAGAGACAUUCGUUCAUAAUUGUGAAUCUUUAUGCGCGAUACUUAGUCCUUUUCACUUGAACAACACAGAUUUUAGUGACUUGGCUAAUAUCGUGAAUGCUGGUUUAGAUAUGGAUCUUGCUCGUGCUCAACCUCAACCAGCUUAUAAAGUUCGCCAUGUCAAAGUAGGUGUACGACUAGCCGAAACUUUGUGUAAGCUUCCCCAAGGUCCAGACAUACUUUUAAAAGUAGAUGCACCUUACAAAUUACUAGCAUUGUGCAUGCGCGAAAAUGUAGCACUUCCCGUGAAACUUUCCGCUCUUCGUACACUAGAUGCUGCGCUAAUAAGCCCUAUAAUUGUUCAAGAGUUUCUUAAAUCAAACAAUAAUUUAUACAAAAAUGCUUUAACGAUGCUGGACACGGCAAAAUUAGCAAGAUUAAAGUAUGCCUUAAGUUCAUUGUUGCGAAAAGUACACACGUACGAAUUUCUUGACGAAUUGAAAGAACUUGAUGAAUUAGCCAUCACUGAAUUAUCAAACACAUAUGUAUGUGCACCAACAUUAAUGGCUCAACCAAAACGUCAGCUUCCUGCGGGUGCACAAAUGGAAUUCGAACGUGAACAUAACCGAAAUCCUCGAUGUCAUUUAAUAGCAUAUUUCGAGCAUCAUAAACUUCUCUAUCAUAUUUUGUUUGCGCUCACUUCUCCAAAAUCAGAUUUAAAUUUAAUUAAAGCUACUCGUCGUUUUCUGCUACGUGUUUCAGACACAAAAGAAGGUUUAUUAUAUUUGUUAAAGGAACCAGAAGUUACGAAAUUAAUUUUGAAAGCUUUGAAAUACGAAUUGCCUGGAGCAGGUUCAGUUUUAGCUUGGCGGCUUCAGGUUGUUCAAUAUUUAUUACGUUUAAAAUAUCAACCUACUGAUUGGAUAGCAUUAAACAAACUUCAUUCUGUUUUAAUAUUUCCUGAAGGCUUGCAGGCUAUAAUAACAGUUCUUUCUACAGGGGAAUUCAUUGAUAUUUUGAUACCCUAUCUUUCUGAUCCAAAUCUUUGUGAAUUCUCUGCGGAAAUUGUAUCAGCAACAAUACGUUAUUCUGAUCGAGUUGAAGUAUUUCAAAAUCGCGCUGCAAUUAUUUUAGAAAAAUCACGAGUUCAGGCUGUUUUAAAAGAUGUUACAUCAUAUUUGUCUGUAGCAGCGCAACCAUCGCAUUGGAAUUAUGGAGAUGUUUCUCCGCUUGUUACAUGUAUCAGAAAAAAUGCAGAUAAGGCUGCUUCCCUUCCAGGACAGUUAAUUACAGCAUGUAGAAUUUUGUAUUAUCUUGUUUUUCCUUCGACUAACGACAUUGAUCCAAUGGAACCUUACAUUGAAUUAAAAUAUAGAAAUGCAUUAACUCAGUUAUUUGCUGCCGACGGUUUAACAGCUCUUAUCGCUGUUAUGGCAAAUAUUUCAGAAUUUUAUGAACAACCAUUUUUACACCGUGCAGCUCUAACAGGUCGAAGAGGUUUGGCAUUAGUCGCGUUACUUCUUCCAUGUAUAAGAUUAACAAGAGCCUUAUUGGAGCGUCUUGUAAAAUGUAUGGCCACAGAUUUUAAAGAUUUAACAGCUGUAGUUCCAUUACUUGGGGUAUAUUCGUUAGUCGAAGCUAUCCCCCCUAUUAGAAUUGUACAAACUUUAUCCGAAGAAAUAGUAGGAACACUUUUGGUAUUCACGCAGGCUGUAGACUCGGAUGGAUCAGGAAAUGUAGCAAAAUCAUUAUGGACACAAAUGUUAGGUGAAGUGCUUAAAAUGGUUUCUUUGAGUCCAUGUAAUUUUAUACCUGGCUUAAAACUCUUAACAAGGUUGUUACCACCGAUUUUAACUUUGAAAGAAACUAUGACCGAAGAUGCCGCCCGAGUCUUAGGGCUUAGAAAGCUCUGGUCUGCUCAUUUACAAGCUCAAGCUAGUAAUUUAACUGAAACAUUGCGAUUGCUUUGCGCCAGUUGGAACAAAGAUUUAUUAGUCCUUCUGGCAAAAGUAUGUAAGCAAUUAAGUGAUUUAGCAGCACCUACAGCUUUACUCGUAGGAAGAUGUUUAUUAGAUGGUAUUAUAGCUGCUACUCCUUUAGAAACUAAUGUUUUAAUUCUUGCGUUACUUGGCGAACUUGCGAGGCAUGCACCUAUGAAAGCCACUUUGUUAACUUUAACUAGUCCUGCGUCUAGAGCGCAAGUGAAAUCUGAUCAGAAAUAUCCACCUGUCAUUGAAAUGAUGUGCAUAGCACUUAAAAAUACAAAUGAUAUUAGAAUGCAACACGAAAUUCUUGAUAUCUUUGAAACUUUAUGUGACUGUACGUUAAGUCUUAUGCAAGAAGACACAAAUGAACCCUUUGAAAAAAGACUUACACAUUCGGUACCUAGUAAAGAACCACUUUUGUUCAUUCUGGCUGCCCUUAUCGAUAUACUAGCUAGUAGUACGAAAUUUGAAACUGAGAUAUUACAAAGUACACUUCGAAUACUUCUCUCUCUUAUUAGUCAUAAUUAUGGUUUAUACCAUGUAAAAAGCUGUUUAGAAAAUAAUCCUGAUGCAUUACGAUCAUUACUAGAGCAUAUUUCUGUCUUAGAAGAUCCAGAAGCUCAAUCUGUUGUAGAUUUAACUAUAUUGUUCUUAGAAAAUUUAAUUGCAUCUGAAUCGCAAGGAAGAUCUUUAUAUUUACGAGUACAGCAACUAGCAUCUUUAAUAUUAUGGGAUAAAAAUGAACAUCCUUUGGAAAAAAUAAAAAGUGCACAAGAGCUGGUGGAAAUUUUUAAGUCUGCCGAGGAUAAAGAAGAGAAAGAACCUAUUCCAGAAAUGUUGGAACCAUUAUUGCCCACUCCAGAAGCUCUAUUAAAUCAAUUUUCCCAACGAUGUUUAGGAACUCCGGAUCUUACUUCUAAACGUCCAAAGAAAUUUACAUUUGCAUCUGCGAAUCAAGCCUCAAAUGAAAACACAGUGGACUUGUUAGCACUUGCAGCUGAAUUACUACCUGCUGACUUUAAUUUACUGACAGAAGCUCAAAAUUUAUGUUCCAAGACACCUCCUGAUGAUGCUACUCAACCAUUGCAAUCAAAAACUCAAACUGAUGAUCAAGAAACUAGAGAUGUUCAGAAACAAUCAUCUCCUGUUUCUAAAAUAAAACAACCAUUCGUUACACCUAUGCGAGGUAGAACACAAUUUACCAGUUCUUUAAGAGGCGGUCCAGUGGUGGGAAGCGUAGGUAGAGGAGCAGAUCCAUUUAGAUCAAGACCACCAAACACUUCACGACCACCGUCCCUUCAUGUUGAUGACUUUGUAGCAUUAGAAACAUGUGGAGCACAACCAACCGGACCUACGGGUUAUAAUAAACUUAGUAUUCGCGGAACUUGCCCUUCGCGUGCUAUCAGUACAGGAACAAGAAGUCGACCAUGGACGCAAGAACCCCGCCCUCCUUAUCUUCGUUAAUUUAAUUAAUUUAGACAAUUAAAGUGUUUAUUAAUAAUUGAAGACUAUAAUUUCCUACUUAGAAAUAUCAAAAAAAUGUCUUAUUAGAAUUAUAUCAUAUUAUUAUUAUUAUUAUUAUUAUUAUUAUUAUUAUUAGUAAUCGACUUAAUUGGUGUACUAUCGCAGUACAAAAUUUCUUGAUGUGUAUAUGUUAUAAAAG